Symbiodinium natans is the source of this 1767-nucleotide messenger RNA. NCBI's taxonomy places the organism in Eukaryota, Dinophyceae, Suessiales, Symbiodiniaceae. The record is from the annotation of a GenBank genome assembly.
AUGGAGAUGCCUUCAGUAGCUAUUCUUGAUGCACGUCUCGAGUUGCCUCAAGCUGUCGAGGCUGCCCAGGCAGUCCGUGCCCAUAGGCUGACCCGCAGCAGACUCAAGGCGGCGGGCAGUGCUGGCGGCUCGACACCCCUGUCGCUUGGCACGGCCAAAACACAGGUACAAGCACCUACUGAGGAGGAAGAGGAGGAGGAAGAGGAUUCUUCCAGCUGGGCCCUUCCGAGUGUGGACAAGGACAUCUCGGAGUACAACACUGGCCACGCUCCUUCCUAUGCGUGGGUUCAAACCAGCGAGACGCUCUACCUCUUCACUCCACUCUUGGCUCCUCAGGUGAAGGACGGGGAGAAGCAGCCAGCCAAUGUGCAACUGAACCUAACGAACGAGGGAACACUCCUCAGGCUGGUGGUGGAGGGGAAGGUGAUUCUGGACGGAAGGCUUUCCCACUCGAUAAAGCCCGGGGAUGAGCUCUGGAUGAUUGAGGAAGCGCCGGAUGGCCGGGACUUCGUGGUCGUGGAGCUCGAUAAGCUGCUUCCAGGGAUGAACUGGGCCUCUGUCCUGGAGCCGCAGGUCGAAGUACUUGGCCGUUACGCAAAUCCAGUUGUGGAGAUGCCAGAUAUUUUGACAGAAGAGGAGGAGAGUCUUGUUGACGAGACUCUGCAGCACCUGCAGCGGACAAAGAGGGUGCUUCAGCCUGUGGAAGGCCGCACAGCCGCUCGUGGUGAUGUCAUUUCUGUUGAUAUGCAGGGCUACGAGAUGAAUGAGGAUGGCUCGCGGGGCGAGGAAAUGGAUGUGGGUUCAGCCAAGGGUCUAGAACUGGAGCUGGGAGCCAGCACGUUCUCUGCCGAGGUGGAGCAGAGUCUCGAGGGCAUUGCUGUGAGCGAAACCCGCGAUGUGCAGGUGACUCUCGGCCAGCGUGCCGGAGGUAUGGGAGGGAAGCAGAUCAUCUGUGCCGUCACAUGCCAAGAGAUCAAGGAGCAGUUGCUUCCAGAGUUGGACGACGACUUUGCGAAGGAGAUCAAGCGCGAAGAGCAGUUCAAGCAGGCAGGCACCGCAGAAGGGAUUCCCGAGGAGGAGGAAGGCAUUGCGGAGAACUUCUGCUUGGCCGACCUCCGUGCUGAGAUCGGGCGGGAGGUUCGACAGGUUGCCCAGACGCAGUCCAACGACGUUGUAGACUCGCAGCUGCGGUCACACCUGCUCCAGACCUUGAAGGUGAAGUGCCACUGGGCCAAUCUGGGAUCCCAAGAAGCAACUGAAGACGAGGAGCUGGCCGUCGCCAUCCACUUCCUGGCAGAAAAGGAGGGGAUCUUGCAGAACAUCGACAUGGACGACGUCGAGCGGAAAACAUGGGCCAAGUUGGGAGAACCUGAUGAGGGAGAGACCAUCGCGCAAGUUGGCAAAGAUCCACCACGCGAAUACCAGGAGACGCUGUGUUCACCACCUGUGCUCGUCACCACGUCUGCUUCUGCUGAUGUUACCCUGCUGUUCGGGUGUUCAACAUCUUGCAUCGCGGGCGAACUCUGUUUUUCUAGUGCCACAGGUGUAGCUGUGGAGCUUGCAGUGCCCCCUGUCCACAACAUCUCGCACUCCUGGGCGAACCGCAAAAAGCACACGGCUGAAGAUGUGCGGCACGAGCUCCCUAGAUGGGACAUGAGUGGCAACAUGGAUGCACACCGAGAGAUCCUGCGCGACCGCCUGCAGGAGGAGGUGUUUUCUUGGCUCCGGCACAAGAUGGAGGUGGUCGAAGCUGGAGAGAGGCAGUAA